This is a messenger RNA of Durio zibethinus, 1631 nucleotides long. RefSeq lists its product as uncharacterized. The record is from RefSeq and is a predicted model, not a curated record. Lineage: Eukaryota; Viridiplantae; Streptophyta; Magnoliopsida; Malvales; Malvaceae.
AUGGUUGAAGAUUUGGAAAGCUUGGCCAAAUGUGCAAAAAAGUCUCAUAUUUAUAAUGCCCUUCAAGACAGCGUGUUCAAAAGCUUGGCCAAGUUUAUUCUAAGUAUUUUUGAUACGGAAGAUCUUGAACGAUUCAACUUUUAUAAUAGGAUUGUAUCUGAAAACAAAAAAUUUUAUCGUGAAAAGUUGUUACCUCUACCUCUAGAGGAUUGUGAUGACCCUGCGAAACUUAUUGCUGAAGGGAAGAUAACUCUAGAUGGUUUUCCUUUGUUGACGGAGUAUGAUAUGGGAUUUCUUAUUGAGGAGUACAAGUCAAACUUUAUAGCGCACAUACGAAAAUGGACACCAGCUGUAGUGGUUGAGUUUAUGAAUUUUGUGACUGAUGAAAUUGAAGGCUGUUGCUUCAAGAAAGGACGCCACAAACGUUAUCUGGAAAUGGCCAGAACUGUGAUGCUUCAGUUUGCUCCUUUGAAGGAGGAGAUAAAGAUGCAUACAAUUAUGGAGAAUGGUUUAUCUCCAUGUUAUUGCAUUACAGAUGCAUUGCGAUAUGAAGCUUUGUCUGAUAUUGGUAUACUGGAUAUAAAGAAUCAUUUAACCUCUGCCGAUUUGGAGGAUAUGCUUGAGGAAGUAGCUUGGAGAACGAACUGUUCAAUGCUUUCGCUGUCAGGUGGGAGAUACGACAGCGUGCGCCUUUUAUAUGUGGGUGUUACUCAUGCAUUGAUGUUUGGGCCUUUUGGUUCAUUUGCUGAUGAGGUCAUUGACUUGGUUAAAAUUGCUGAGGCACGGAGAAGAUAUGAAGGCCACCGAUACAUCAGCAGGCACCAUAUCCUCUGGGCAGUUGGUUUGACAGGAGUUAAGGGCUUUGUUGAGAAGCUUAUUAAUGGUCUAGGAUUGCAGAAUUUAGUUGAAGAACCUGCAGCAUAUCCCCCGUACAACAUAUACAUGUCAGCUCGGACAAUAGCAAAUAUUCUUGGUGAUGAGAUUGUCGGAGUUGAGCAUUUGGUUGUUGCCAUCGCUUUUGAAGUGAAUCAGAGAAGCCUAAAUGGGAAGGGAGAUGUUUCUCCACCUCUUGUUGCAGAUGGAAGUGCAUGGAAUAAGUUCGGAAGCAAGAAAUGUGUUCAAGAGUUUUUAAACGCUGUGAAAAGGUAUAAAAAGAAAGCUGGUAGAAAGUUGAUAAAGUUGCCAACUAAGAUUGUACAAUGGCGGGCUCCAGAAACGAAGUUAUUGGAUCAAUUAAGAAGGGUGGAGAAGGACAUGAAAUAUGGUUGGCAUGAGUUCGCCAGUCUUCGAUGUAAGAGUCCAUAGAUUUUGAUACUGUUACUAAUAUAUAUCCAACCCAUAACUUUUGAUCUGCCUCUGAAGGCUCUUAUUAUUUUACUAUUUAAAUUUUUUUUGCCAGUAUGUUACUAUUAACUAUUAGUGAAUAUAAAUUUUGUUCUAUUAUGAAAUGAAUCUGCCUUGGUUUAACCACUCAAAUGAAUUUGGUUAUAUACUAAUCAAUUUCAAUUUGAUCAAUCUCGCUUCAAUACGUGAAACUAAAAGUAAUUGAUUGAUGCAUUUGCAUCCGUCUUGUUUUAAGCUGUCCUUCCUUUAUCAUCGUAGCUAAUAGGAUAUAACGAAAUUGAAGGCUU